AUGGGCGCCUUUAAAAUAUACAGUAAGGUCAUGGGUGAUAAUUUACCCCCGCGCCCCCUAGCUCGCCUCCCCCCGCUCCGCCUGGCGCUGUGCUGGCCUCUGCCCUCGCCAACGCCCUCGCUGCGGGUUCUGCGCUGCCGCCCCCUCGGGCUCCUUCUCCUGGGUUUCUGGCCGUACAUUGCUAAGUAUUACUGGGAACGGCCGACUCUUGCAACGGCUACGCAACGGGUAUAUCCCGUCUGGGGCUGUGUCCGGGAACGGCCUGCCAUGGACGCCGUUCUCCAAGAUGCCAAACAACGAGCCAUUGCAUUUCCCGAACUAUCGGACAUAGUGACUCCCUUAUGGUCUGGUACAGAUGGACAGCUAUUGACCAACCAGACUCAGCUAGCCACUUCGCUGCUUGAGUAUAUUGUGCGCGGUAUUCUGGUCGACGCUUCCAACUGGGCAACUGCCUGGGCGAAUAUAGAGAAAUCCAGCUCUGGUAGUACCGGAGAUAUAACAAUGAUGGCCAUUGGCCCUGGAUCAUACUCGUUUUUGAAGCAUGCAUCCAGGUGCUCUGGUGGUGAUAGUGAUUCAGAGUCGCCUAGAAUUGUCGACGGCGGCAAGGAAGAACUCUCACCUUCAGAUAGUGAUGGCUUUGCGAUUGUAGGGAUGUCGGUGAAUUUCCCAUUGGGGGCUACCAAAGAACAGCUCUGGCAUACGUUGGAGAACGGACUGAGUGCUUUGCAAGAGAUCCCCGAGACUCGCUUCAAGGUGAGCGACUACUCUGACAGUCGAUCCAAACGGUCCAUGUCCACCCGCACAGGCAACUUCCUCGAUAACCCCUUCCUCUUCGACCAUGGCUUCUUCAAUAUCUCCCCCCGCGAAGCAAAGUCGAUGGAUCCGCAGCAGAAGCUCUUGCUGCAGGGAACGAAACUCGCCCUUGAUGACGCGGGAUAUGUCCCUGACACAACGCCGUGCUUCCAGAGAGACGCCAUCGGCUGCUACAUCGGCGCCGCCACUGACGACUACGUCCAGAAUCUGGCCGACGAUAUAGACGUCUACUACUCGCCUGGUACCCUCCGUGCGUUCCUGAGCGGGAAGCUCUCCUAUGCCUUUGGGCUAAGUGGACCGUCGAUGGUGGUCGACACGGCAUGCUCUUCGUCUCUAGUGGCCAUCCAUCAGGCCUGCCGCGCUUUACAGAACGGUGACUGCGCGACGGCAAUCACAGGAGGUGUGAACGCUAUUACAAGCCCCGACAUGUUCCUCGGGCUCGCACGUGCUCAUUUCCUGAGUGAGCAAGGGCAGUGCAAAGCCUUUGACGCCGGUGCCGAUGGCUACAGCCGUGCUGAGGGAUGUGGGAUCUUCGUCAUCAAGCGGCUGCAAGACGCCCUCGAUGAAGACGACCGCAUCUACGGCGUAAUCAAGGCAGUCGAGGUCAACCAGUCCGGCACUGCCAGGUCAAUCACCCACCCGGAAGGUCCGACCCAGGCCAAGCUGUUCAGGCGAUUGCUUGCCAGAACCGGAUAUCGGCCGGGGUCGAUCACCUUUGUUGAGGCUCACGGGACCGGAACCCAGGCUGGCGAUGCGACGGAGAUAUCCAGCAUCGCGUCGGUGUUUGGCGGGCGCCAGAGCUCGAGGCAACAGGAGACAGUUCACCUUGGCUCGAUCAAGGCCCAUAUCGGCCACGCUGAAGCGGCAUCAGGUGCGGCGGGCCUGGCAAAGAUCUUGCUCAUGAUGUCCAAAUGCAAGAUUACCGCGCAGGUCGGGAUUGGCGCAAUGAGUCCCGUUCUAUCUGCGUCUCAAUGCAGGAAUCUCCGUGUCGCAACAGAGGAGUUGCCGUGGCUGUCUACGGCAGGACGCCCCCGAAGAGCCCUACUCAACAACUUUGGCGCAGCCGGGUCGAAUGGCGCGCUGAUCAUCCAGGAACCACCGUUGGAAGUGGAAGGCCGCGAGUGCGGUACAGGACGAGCAGCAUACAACUUUUGCAUCUCAGCCAAGACCCCCGACGCCCUCGAGCGGUACCGGCUUGACUUGAUUCGAAUGCUUCAAAGUACGCCAGCCGUGGAACUGGGACAUCUCUGCUACACAGCCACUGCCAGACGACAGGCGUACAGUCAUCGAAUCGCUCUGGUAAGCCAGAGCGCAGAGGACCUUCUGAGGAACCUGGAACGUGGGAGCAUCGCGACCGAUACGUCUCCGGCAGAGCAACGGCCGGUGGUCUUCGUCUUCUCCGGGCAAGGCGGGUCCUAUCCAGGCAUGGGCAAGGCUCUUCUCUCAACCGCACCGGUCUUCAAGCGAGCGGUGGAAGAGUGUGACGCGAUCCUCGAGUCUCUCGGUCCGUGGAGAGUGACGCCAUACUUGCAGGACUCCUACGCCUCUGGAGGUGUCAGUGCGAAAGACGCGCUGAUCUUAACCCAGCUCUCGUGUUUUGUUGUCGAGUACGGCCUGGCUUGCCUGUGGCUCUCCUUCAACGUUCGGCCAGACUUUGUGUUUGGGCACAGUCUGGGCGAGUAUGCUGCGUUGGCCGUCAGUGGUGCUCUUUCAUUGCGUGACGCACUCUCGCUCGUGGCGUUCCGCGCUCAAUUGAUGGCCCAAAAGUGCGAGAUGGGACGCACGGGGAUGCUCGCAUGCAACCUCUCCGUCGCUGAAUACCACGCCCUCCCAAGCCCCCCGGAAGGCGUGCACGCCUCGUGGGAGAUAUCCUGCCUCAACGGUGCAACGGAGCUGGUUCUUUCAGGGGGUAUAAACGACCUCGAAUGGCUGGCCGCAAGGCUCCAACGCGACGGCCGUCGCUGCAAGCGCCUGGAUGUCCCCAUGGGCUUCCACUCCGCAGCCCUGGACCCGAUGCUGGAGCCGUUGCAACAGUUCUGCGGCAAUCUACUGUUCCGUCCAGCCAGGUUCCGCAUGGGCUCUUCCUAUCUUGGACGAGAGCUGCAGCUUCGCGAUCUAACCCCGGAAUAUCUUGUCAACCAGACCCGCGGCAUGGUUCAGUUUGAGGCCCUGCUGUUGUCCAUCUCGCAGGAUGCUGAUCUCCGUCGCCCGAGCUUCAUUGAAAUCGGACCUUCGCCCCUCACGCUUCCCCUGCUGAAGAGUGCGUUUUCAGGUUCCGGGCUGGACACUCUCUUUCUGCCAUCGCUGCGAAGGAGCCAGGAUCCCUGGGUCACCAUGUGUAGUUCUCUCAACGCUUUGGCCGUGCGAUACCGCGACAUCGACUGGCGCCAGGUAUUUGCCGGCACCAAUGCAAAGCUCAUUGAUUUGCCCUAUUAUCCGUUCCAGCAAAGCGCCAUAUAUAUCCCAUAUAGGGAGCGGUCUGGGGCUGACUUGGAUGGACACCCUCCGCCGCCUAGCGACCCCCCACUGGCAUUCCAUCUGCUCGAAGAUGUCCUGCCAAGUCGCGAAGAUCCGUCCGUCUUGCGCCUAAAGAUCAGUGUUGCCGCGGUGGCAAGGUACAUAACCGGACAUAUGGUUGGAGGCCAUGCAUUGUGCCCGGCGUCCGUCUAUCAUGGGAUGCUUAUUGAAGCCAGCACGGUUGACCCUCUCGCACGCGGACCGCGGGAGUAUUUGCCCGUGGUCCAGGAAAUGGUAUUCUCGCGGCCUCUCUUGCAUACUGACACGGACCCUGGAAGAGUGAUCCAAUUGAUGCUAGAGAGCCCUGGUUCUCCCCAAGGUCUCCCGCAAGAUCCUAGCACCCCGAUCGAUGCCCGGAAUUUCAGCUUCCACUCCAUGGACACAGCCCGAGACGACAGUGCGGUGUCCCAUUGCUCCGGGCGAGUUGCAUACGAACCCCACGCAGCGACGCAGGGGUAUUUGAAUCUGAAGGCGGCCUACGUGCAACGCCAACUCAGUCAUCUCCAUGCACAACGCAACCAAAAGAACCAUUUCCAGACGCGAAUGAUUUACAACGUCAUCUUCCCGCGCGUUGUCGCCUACUCGGACAUUUACCAGACCUUGCAAGAGCUUACUGUCGUGGAAGGCAGUCUAGAAGCACACGGCACCUUUUCGUCUCCUGUCGAGCCCGUACGCAUGCAGAGAGGCGCCUCGCCUGUCUUUGUCGAUACACUCUUGCAUGCAGCCGGGUUUGUCGCAAACAUCCAGGCUGAACCGAGCGAAGCCUAUAUAUGUAGCAAGGUCGCAGCCUGUCGGAUGCUCACUGAGCAAAUUGGGACCCAUCAGCAAUGCAGUAUCUACUGCAGUCUUCUUCCGUCCGGCGCAGGGGUGCUGGUCGGGGAGGCAUAUGCCAUGAACAGCGAGGGUCAAGUAGUGGCAGCAGUGGAAGGGAUGAGUUUCCAGAAACUGAACCUCGUAUCUUUCCGACGGCACCUGGAGCGGGUUGCAGCUGGUUCUCCGCGUGCCAACGCUGAGUCCAGAGCGGGUGGGACAUGUCCUGUGCAUGCAAGGCAUACGGAUGUGGACUACACCCUUCUGCAGGCUGUAGCCCAGAUUUGCGAAAUACCCUUACCAGCUCUCACACCCGGCUCGUCGCUUUCGGAACUGGGCAUCGACUCGCUGAUGAGACUGGAGCUGAGUGAGCAAAUAUCCCAGGUCCUCCCACACGCAAAGGUCGAGACGGCGCGGGUAAUUGGUGCCCAAACUGUCCGAGAUUUGCAGCGUGCUGUGCAUCUGGCAGGUAGCUCAAAUGUGCAAGAUCCGCCCCAAGCAUCCUUCAAUUGUGACGCAGAGGAAACGGGUAGACAGCCGAUCCCUGGCCCGCCAGUCCAGUCGUCUCCUCAACCCUCACUCCUCGAUGUGCUGACUUCCACCCUCCAUGCAAUCACCGGCGUACCAGAACGUGACAUAACUCCAGAUACCCCGAUCCACUCUCUCGGUGUCGAUUCUCUGCUCUCAAUCGAGUUGUCCGAAGCCCUUGCACACAGACUGGGACAUGGCAUUCCACCGGAAACAAUCAAUUCGAACUGGCGGCUGUCAGACCUGGAGCGCCAGCUCCAUACUCAACCCUCUCCAAUGCGACCGUUGUCGCCGCCGCCAACAACAACAACCCUAACAACCGGGUCCAGUCCCGGCAACAUGACGCCGGCGUCAGAGCCCAGGUCUCUCCCACCUGUGUACAUAGACAUUCUAUCCCGAGGUUCAGCGGAUCGCAUCCCGCUGUUCCUGUUCCAUGACGGGGCCGGGACAGUGGGCGUAUACAAAGGGCUCGGAAACCUCGGCGCCGCCAAUUGCACCGUGUAUGGCAUUGCGAAUCCAACUUGGGCGGCAGGCCCGCACUGGGCUCGCAGCCUGGUCGAGAUGGCGACGCAUUACGCUGCAUCAAUAGUAUCACAAACACAGAGAGGGGAAGUAGUGCUGGGAGGCUGGUCAUUCGGCGGGGUACUGGCUCACGAAGUGGCCCGGCAGCUGCUGUCCGCGGGCCAAGGACCUCGAGUGCGCGGCGUGAUCCUGGUCGAUGCACCCUGCCCCGUAGACCACGACCCCCUCCCAUCGCGCGUCAUCGACUAUCUGCUUACCUCCAGCUCGAAUUCCAACUCCAACGCUUCGAGGCUGCCCGAUGCAGGAUCAGCAAGCCGGAGGAACAGCCAGACCGCCCGGUCGAUCCUGGCCUCGCAAUUCGAGAGCCAUGCCCGUUUGCUUGCCGAGUACGCGCUCGUGGAGGUCGACGCCGUUGGGGCCGAUGCACGCACGCCAACCUGGACGUUGACGCAGUCGAUCCCAUACGUGAUGGUCCAAUGCGAAGAUGUCCUCGACACCACGGGUCUCUGUGGCACCGCCUAUCCAUUCCUCGAGGAUAGGGCUGCGCGAGACCAGAAUAACCAUGCGUGGGGGCUGUUGCUCAAUCGCGAGAUCGAGGUCCUGCUGACUCGGGGUAAUCAUUUCGAGCCGUUCAAGCCGGAGAAUAUUGCACGGACCUCUCAACAGAUGCAAAUCGCCUAUCGGAUGAUUGUUGCAGACCGCGGAUCCUAG
Molecule: messenger RNA, 5901 nt
Organism: Aspergillus mulundensis
Lineage: Eukaryota; Fungi; Ascomycota; Eurotiomycetes; Eurotiales; Aspergillaceae
Exons: 10
Coding region: 1-5901 (1966 amino acids)
Biological process (GO): fatty acid biosynthetic process; secondary metabolite biosynthetic process
Molecular function (GO): fatty acid synthase activity; 3-oxoacyl-[acyl-carrier-protein] synthase activity; phosphopantetheine binding
Source: RefSeq, a predicted model, not a curated record